CAAAGAAGCUGUAGAUCAGAUCAUUUCACUUAAUCCCAAUAUCAAUAUCGUGAAUUUCGUGGAUACUAUAAUGCCUCCUGACCUCAUUGAAGUGGUUAUAAAUCAUUUUACACAGAAUAACAUUGCUAGUAGACAGAUUUUAGCUCAGAACCUUCUAUCUCAGAUGC
Molecule: messenger RNA, 167 nt
Organism: Funneliformis geosporum
Lineage: Eukaryota; Fungi; Glomeromycota; Glomeromycetes; Glomerales; Glomeraceae
Source: the annotation of a GenBank genome assembly